Molecule: messenger RNA, 1110 nt
Organism: Echinostoma caproni
Lineage: Eukaryota; Metazoa; Platyhelminthes; Trematoda; Plagiorchiida; Echinostomatidae
Source: the annotation of a GenBank genome assembly
AUGAACUNUGAACUGCUAAUUCAAACCUUGGUCGAUCUGUUCGUAUGGCGGGAACCUUCGGAACGAGUGACCGAUGCAGCAAACGAUCCGAUUGUCAAUAAACACUUGUCUACGGACGAGGAGGAGGAGGAGCACAGUUCACAUUUCGGUUUGUUUGAUCAUCGCCCAACCGAGGACAUGGCAAGUGUCCAUCUUGCACGACUGACAACCGAGCAACUUGUUCAGAUUGUCCAGUGUUUGGAGCAGAGAUACACGUUAUGCUUAGAUGUUUAUCAGCAUGCAGAUGUUCAUCAACAUCUUUGUACAUUUCUCCGGUCUGAAUUCAAGUCGAAUCUCAUGGAUCAUAUGGCAAACACAAUGAUUAUUGCAUUGCGCAUUUUGGCCUAUCUCAUUCUGGAUCACCAGGUGGCUAUGCAGUCUGUCUGUACCACUCAAAACCCAUCUUUUACUCGUUCCGGUUCUGACCUCGAGCGAAUCUCGUUUGACGCAUUUCUGGACCGCACCAAAUUCCCACCACAUCCUUCCACGAACCGGUCCAGCUCAGAAGAAUCGGGUCAAAUGGACUGGUCGAUUCUGGGUGAUUUGUUCGCGCGCUGGUUCGACCGAUUGAUUUUGGGUGCUAUCAUAAAUGAGCCGGUAGACAACAAAACAACAACACCUACGGAUCCGGUUCUACCUCUCAACGCUCCCGAGAAUGAUGUGCACGAAACAGAACAUUCGUCCAUUACCGGUGGAUUAAAGGACGAUGCUCGUACCGGUCACAGUCACUGCAGUUUUGAUAAAACCUUAUUCGGCUUUUUACACUGGCUAGAUUGCCUGAUCCAACAUUUCUACCCGAGUUCCUCCACGCAUGCAACACAGUCACCACAAACACAUAUUCCACCCACCGAUCACAUACAGCUCGACAUGUGGUGCGGUCAGGCACUAAUCCCUGUCAAACAUCUUCUGGUAUCAAACACACUUGCACAAUUCUUACACACCAGGCAUUUGAUGGAACACUAUCCAGUAAGAAACUAUGUAACGGAAUUCCUCGAGCAUGGUAUCGUCAUUCCCGCCCGUGUGCGUCUCAUCCCGACAGUCGAUUGUGGUUUAAUUUCCAACGAUGUCUGA